This is a messenger RNA of Penicillium atrosanguineum, 948 nucleotides long. Its product is annotated as 60S ribosomal protein L24. The coding region runs from base 1 to 948 and encodes 315 amino acids. The record is from RefSeq and is a predicted model, not a curated record. Gene Ontology annotation, cellular component: nucleus; cytosol. NCBI's taxonomy places the organism in Eukaryota, Fungi, Ascomycota, Eurotiomycetes, Eurotiales, Aspergillaceae. The transcript has a single exon.
AUGAUUCGGAACAAAGUCCACAUUGCUGUUCUCGAGACCGAUGUCCCUGGUCAGGCCGUUUACGUGAAACGCGGCUUGUACAGCUCGCAAUUUCGUGUACUCCUUACUGCGGCUGCGGAGCGCCUAAAUCAAAAUCCGGGAAAUCUCAAGCAUGGUCCAAUCGAUGUUCGAGUGACCGCGUUCGAUGUUGUGGGAGGAUUAUUACCCCAUCUUGAAGAAUUGAGAACUGAAUCUCACACCUGCAAUGGCACGGACUGUUCAAAAUCGCCCAGACCCAUCGACGCAAUACUAGUCACCAGUGCCGCAGCCGCCGCAUAUGAUGAUCUUCAUUGGAUCCCAGCACUCGAAUCCUUCAUCCAAACGGUGCAUAACAAAUAUCCACUUGUCAAGAUGUUCGGUUCCUGUUUCGGCCAUCAGCUUAUAGGCCAGGCGUUACUCGAAAAGAGCCCAUCGCUUAUCCUGAAAGAGCUGUCGACCAAAUUCUCAGUUCAGGCGCAGCCAAUCCAUGAGAUAGGCGUCCAGUCAAUUACGCUUCACCCAGCGUUUGCAUCAAGGUUCGCGCCCUUGGCUAGAUUCAAGCAGAGGGAACCGUUUAGACUCCAGCUCAUCCAUGGCGAUGUUGUGGCUCCUUCUCCGCUGCCUCUUAAGGAGGCAGAGCUACUUAAUGCUUGUCUUCCUGAGCCUUGGAUUAAUAUUGGCAGUACUGAGAAGUGUCUUAUACAGGGUCUUUAUUAUCCUGGGCGUGUUCUAACACUCCAAGGCCAUUUCGAGUUUGAUGCUUUCGCUACUGCUGAGCUUUGCUUGCAGUUUAGCCGGAAGUUUGCUUGGCCUUCCGAUCUUUUAGCAUCUCAUCUGGAUGGUAUUUGGCGCGCUAGUUGGAAUGGUGAGGAGGAUGAUUCCAAGGUUGCGGCAGAGGCUGUUCUUUUGUUCUUUGCGGGCGAGGAUUGA